Molecule: messenger RNA, 1824 nt
Organism: Exserohilum turcica Et28A
Lineage: Eukaryota; Fungi; Ascomycota; Dothideomycetes; Pleosporales; Pleosporaceae
Product: glycoside hydrolase family 92 protein
Exons: 1
Coding region: 1-1824 (607 amino acids)
Biological process (GO): glycoprotein catabolic process; protein deglycosylation; carbohydrate metabolic process
Cellular component (GO): cytosol; nucleus
Molecular function (GO): peptide-N4-(N-acetyl-beta-glucosaminyl)asparagine amidase activity; carbohydrate binding
Source: RefSeq, a predicted model, not a curated record
AUGGUGAAGCUUGGGCCGGACGUCCAGCAUGACCGGACCGACGCAUACUCUGGCUACCUUCCUGAAGGCAACGUCUUUGGCUUCAGCAUGAUGCACGAAUCUGGAACCGGUGGUGCCCCGAAAUAUGGAGUUGUUUCGCAAAUGCCGGUUAUUGGCGAUGUUCCCGAUCCCCUAGCAGACCUUUCUCAACAGAGGGCAGCCCCUGACAAGGGAAGCGUUGGCUACUACCAGUCAACUCUAGCAAACGGCAUCACUGUCGAGCUCAGUGCUACAGAGCAUGCUGGUCUGUAUUCUUAUACUUUUCCAAACGCCUCGGCGUCCUCCAUCGUCGUGGAUGUGUCCCACGUACUCACCAGCUUCAGAGGCUUUGGCUGGGAGCAGCACUACUCAGGAGGCUACUUUAGGAUUGCAGACGACGGUCAUUACGAGGGAUCCGGCGUCUACAACAAUGGCUGGAACCUUGCACCGGACUGGACAAUCUACUUUUGCGGAGUCUUCGACAAGCAGGCAUCUCGCUCGUGGAUCUUUGACGGCGAGACCUACCCGUUGAGUGACCCCGUGUCUGGCAGCGCACGCAUCGGCGGUGUUUUUACGUUUGAAGAGGAUUCCGUCAAGUCUCGUGUGGGCAUCUCCUUUAUUUCGACUGAAAAGGCGUGUGCCAAUCUCGAAGAAAUUGCUCCAGACACCGAAAUCGAGGCACUGGCCGAUGCUGCAAAGAGCAAAUGGAACAAUAAGAUUUUCAACAAGCUCCAAAUCUCGUCCUCGAAUACGGAUGACCUGGCACUAGUCUACAGCUCGCUGUACGGCAUGUUUCUGAUCCCGUCGAACCGCACUGGCGAGAACCCCGCGUGGAACGAUGGCGAGCCGUACUACGACGACGUCUUUACUCUCUGGGAUACACACCGAUGCCACACAGCCAUGUUCCACAUCCUCUACCCGGAAGCACAUGAGGAGUUCAUCCGCUCGCUCAUCGACAUCUGGCGCCACGACGGCUUCAUGCCGGACGCGCGCUCAUCCAACUUCAACGGGCGGGUCCAAGGCGGCUCAAACGCAGACAACGUCCUCGCCGACGCCUAUAUCAAAGGCGUCCGCGGCGCCAUCAACUGGGCCGACGGCUUCUCCGCCAUGCAAACCGACGCCGAAGUCGUGCCCCCGAAUAACCACGACCCACAGGCCCCCGACUCGUCGACAAAAGAAGGCCGAGGCGCUCUCCCCGACUGGCUGGAAUACGGAUACAUCACGCCCAACUUUACCCGUGCCGUCACGCGCGCAGUCGAAUACUCAACCAACGACUUUGCCCUCUACCAAGUGGCACGGGGGCUAGGCAAAACUUCAUCCGCAUCCACGUAUCUGUCCCGCUCACGCAACUGGCGCAACCACUGGAACCCAAACGCAAACUCGCACUCGCACGCCGGGUUCGUCGUCCCACGCCUGGCAAACGGGUCUUUUGCACCUCAAGACCCCACCAACUGCGGCGGGUGCUACUGGGGCGACGCCUACUACGAAGACAACAGCUGGAUCUACAGCAUGAACGCCAUCCACGACAUUGCAGAGCUCAAACGCCGGAUUGGCGGCGACGCUCGCUUUAUCGAUCGCCUUGACAAGAUCUUCGAGCUGGGCUUCUUCGACGCAGGAAAUGAACCCGCGUUUCAUACCCCGUAUCUGUAUAACUUUGUGCCGGGCUACCAGGCGCGGAGUGUAGACCGCAGCCGCGAAAUCAGCGCGCUGUAUAGUGCGGGUGAGAGCGGACUACCUGGGAAUUCUGAUGCGGGGGCCAUGGGAGUCGAAUUUGCUUGUGAGUCUCCGCUUUCUCCUCGUGCAUGA